Molecule: messenger RNA, 1344 nt
Organism: Gregarina niphandrodes
Lineage: Eukaryota; Apicomplexa; Conoidasida; Eugregarinorida; Gregarinidae
Exons: 1
Coding region: 1-1344 (447 amino acids)
Source: RefSeq, a predicted model, not a curated record
AUGGCGCAAGAGCAAAUAACCACCCGUGGCGUAGCAGGCCGCCGCAAGCCCGGGUCGGCUCCGUGGCAGUCGCACCCGCCGUACCAUUCCAGCCAAGAAACACAGACGGAGUUUGGUGCAAGCGAACAGACGCUGAGUGCAGGCGAGCAGGCGCGGAGCGCAAGCGACCAGGCGCGGAGCGAGCGGAAUGCGUUCGACGCGGCGACGUCGAUCCUGUCGCGCAUUGAGGCACUGGAGUCGACCAUUAUGGAACAGAACGCGAUGCUGGAUGGCGCCUGGCUCGACUCCGGCAGUGCGCCCGGCCUGGAGGUGGACCUAGAUGCAGGUCUGGCCCGAGGGGCGGGUCUGGUCCGAGAGGCGGCUGCGGGACACCACUCAGAGCCCUCGGAGGCCCGUAGCAGCGUCUCACGGCGCCGGCGCCGGAGCCUUGGGCGCCUGCCGACCGCAGAAAAGCGCUCGCCGCGCGGAGAGGGCGGUGCACGGGCAGAGGUUUCGGAAGGCAGUCGCGCGCUGCUUGCGCCUUUUUACUCUGCGGAGGGUAACUGUUUUGUGGACGGGAGUGACGCUUUUUCCAUCCAGUCUUCCUCGUCCAGCUCGGUGCCCUGCGAACGGCAAGUCGACGACCUGCCGCCUGGGGACCGGGUCCUGCCGCCCGAGGACCGGGUCCUGCCGCCCGAGGACCGGGUCCUGCCGCCCGAGGACCGGGUCCUGCCGCCUGAAGACCCGGUUCUGUCGCCGUUGGACCGGGUCGUCCUUGCUCUACCGCCGUUGGGCUCUCUCAGCGCAGCAGACGUCUCUGGGCUGGAGUGGAGGUCUGGAACACAAGACUCUGGAGCGCUGAGGACGGAGGCUUUUCAAUCACGACUGGAGGCUGAGCCGGCACCGCGGCCGGAAGCGGAGGCUGGACGGGCCACUGGGUUCUUUUCGACGGAGCGUGUGUCGCCGCCGCCAUCUUUGGCGUGGGUGGAGGAGACGAGUCUAACGCCGCCGCAGCACUUUGUGCGAUACCCGCCGUUCCCGACGCCCGCGCCUGAGUCUGGCGGACGGCGAUUGGGGGAGCGGAAUGCCGGGUUGGAGAGUUGCUCGUGGCCGAAGGACGACGCGGUUUGUUCGUACGGGCGGACGGCGGAAACGGGUUCGCCGUUCGGGCGGUUGGAGCGCGUGCGAUUCCAGAUUCCAUCGCUGGUCUCGAUUUUAGAGCGAACGCGGCGGGAGCGAGAAGGACAGCGCGUGUUGCUGGAGGCGCGGCACCAACAGGUUUUGGACGAGCGGCGGCGCAAAGAGCGCGAGCUGGAGGAGAUGCGGCGACGGGUAGAGGUGCUGCGGAAACGAGUGCUGAGCUGA